Messenger RNA from Stegostoma tigrinum, 4967 nucleotides. RefSeq names its product unconventional myosin-Ic-like. Bases 216 to 3359 code for a protein of 1047 amino acids. Gene Ontology annotation, biological process: actin filament organization; vesicle transport along actin filament. Gene Ontology annotation, molecular function: actin filament binding; ATP binding; microfilament motor activity. The record is from RefSeq and is a predicted model, not a curated record. The transcript has 32 exons. NCBI's taxonomy places the organism in Eukaryota, Metazoa, Chordata, Chondrichthyes, Orectolobiformes, Stegostomatidae. Gene Ontology annotation, cellular component: cytoplasm; microvillus; plasma membrane.
ACUCCCGUCUCUUCCCUCCCCGUGUGACUCUCCCAUUCCUGUUUACGCGGCUCUGGUUGGUCGCCGUGUUGCUGUAUUAUUUUUUGGAAAGUCCAGUCGGAGCGAGAGGGUGUGGGAGGAAUGAGACAGAGCGCUGAUUGUGAGAGGCAGAGAGAGAGAGAAGGAGCGGCCCGGGCCCGGCUUGAAGCGGACACCAACAGCUGCUUGCGGCCAGAAUGAAGUUCCGCAGCGGCCGGCCUGGGGCCCAGGGGAGUGAAGGGAUCCGACUAGCAAUGGAGAGUGCGCUGACGGCCCGAGACCGGGUUGGGGUCCAGGAUUUUGUCCUGCUGGAGAAUUUCACCAGUGAGGCAGCGUUCAUCGAGAACCUCCGUAAACGCUUCAAAGAGAACCUGAUUUAUACAUACAUCAGUUCUGUCCUGGUCUCCGUCAAUCCAUACAAGGAACUGGAGAUCUACACCAAACAACAUAUGGAGAGAUACAGAGGAGUCAAUUUCUAUGAAGUGUCACCUCACAUUUACGCUGUAUCAGACAACUCGUACCGCUCGAUGAGGUCAGAACGGAAAGACCAGUGCAUCCUCAUCUCUGGCGAGAGUGGAGCUGGUAAAACAGAAGCGUCGAAGAAGAUCCUUCAGUACUAUGCAGUGACAUGCCCAGCCAGUUUGAGGGUGGAGGAAGUACGUGAUAGGCUGCUGCAGUCUAACCCAGUGCUGGAGGCUUUUGGAAAUGCAAAAACCCUCCGCAAUGACAAUUCCAGCCGCUUUGGCAAGUAUAUGGAUAUCCAGUUUGAUUUCCGGGGGGCACCAGUGGGUGGUCACAUCCUCAACUACCUGCUGGAGAAAUCCCGAGUUGUCCACCAGAACCACGGCGAGAGGAAUUUUCACAUUUUUUACCAACUGAUCGAUGGAGGUGAUGAGGAUCUAAUGAGGAGACUGGGGCUGGAACGCAAUGCCCAGAGCUACCAGUAUCUAGUCAAAGGACAUUGUGCGAAGGUCAGUUCCAUCAAUGAUAGGCAUGAUUGGAAAACUGUGUACAAAGCACUGACCAUCAUCGAUUUCAGCAGCACAGACAUCGAGGAGCUGCUGAGUAUUGUGGCCAGUGUUCUGCACUUGGGCAAUUUACAAUGCUCCUCAGACGAUGAUGGAAAUGUGGUCAUCACCGGAGAAAACCAGAUCAGACUCCUCUCCCGGCUCCUGCAGGUUCCUGGCACUGUACUGCGAGAGGCUCUCUCUCACAAGAAAAUCAUCGCCAAAGGGGAAGAGCUGAUCAGUCCCCUGAAUGUUGAGCAAGCCGCUUACGCGCGCGACGCUCUCGCCAAAGCAAUCUAUGGCCGCACCUUCUCCUGGCUAGUCCAGAAGAUCAACAAGUCUCUAGCCCACAGGGACUCCACAUAUUCUACUCGCAAUAGACCCAAUGUCAUUGGGUUGCUAGAUAUUUACGGAUUUGAGGUGUUCCAACACAACAGUUUCGAACAGUUCUGCAUCAACUACUGCAAUGAGAAAUUACAGCAACUAUUCAUCGAACUGACACUGAAAUCGGAGCAGGAGGAAUAUGAGGCAGAAGGAAUUGCGUGGGAGCCUGUUCAAUAUUUUAACAACAAAAUCAUCUGCGACUUAGUUGAGGAGAAGCACAAGGGAAUAAUCUCCAUCUUGGAUGAAGAAUGUUUGCGUCCUGGAGAUGCGACAGAUUUAACCUUCCUGGAGAAGCUGGAAGAGACAGUUGGGAAACAUCCUCAUUUUGUAACACACAAGUUGGCGGAUCAGAAAACCCGGAAGACGCUGGUGAGGGAGGAGUUCAGACUGUUGCAUUACGCUGGGGAGGUCAAUUACAAUGUGACAGGAUUCUUGGACAAGAACAAUGAUUUACUCUUCAGGAAUUUGAAAGAGGCAAUGUGUGAGUCUGGCAAUGAGAUUCUGCAGCAGUGCUUUGAGCGAGGAGAACUGGAUGACAAGAAGAGACCAGAAACCGCAGCAACUCAGUUCAAGAACAGCCUGGCGAAACUCAUGGAGAUUCUAAUGUCGAAGGAUCCAUCAUACGUGCGCUGUAUAAAGCCCAAUGAUGCAAAGCAACCAGGAAGAUUCGAUGAAGUUCUGAUCAGACACCAAGUGAAGUACUUGGGUCUCAUGGAGAAUCUGCGUGUGCGGAGAGCUGGGUUUGCCUAUCGAAGGAAAUACGAAGUCUUCUUGCAAAGGUACAAAUCCCUCUGUCCUGAAACCUGGCCCAAUUGGAAAGGUCCUCCUUCUGAAGGGGUGUCUACUUUGGUGCAACAUCUUGGAUACAAGCCGGAAGAUUACAAGCUGGGCAGGACGAAGAUUUUUAUUCGUUUCCCAAAGACGUUAUUUGCUACUGAAGAUGCUUUUGAACUUCAGAAACACACGAUUGCCACAAAGAUCCAGGCAGAGUGGCGAGGAUUCCAUCAACGACAGAAGUAUCAGAAGAUACGAUCGUCAGCAAUCACCAUCCAGUCGUGGUGGAGAGGGGAAUUGGGCCGUAGGAUUGCCAGGCGCCGCAAAAAUGCAGCUCUGACCAUUCGCAGGUUUAUCAAGGGGUUCAUCUACCGACACAAGCCACGCUGUCCAGAAAAUGAGUACUUCCUGGAUUACGUCCGAUAUUCGUUCCUGAUGAAGUUGAAACGCAACUUGCCAAAGAAUGUUCUGGACAAGUCCUGGCCAGUCCCACCCCCAGCUCUCUCUGAGGCCUCCGAACUGCUCAGAGACCUGAACAUGCAGAACAUGGUUCAGUCCUACUGCAAGAGGAUUACUCAGGAGUGGAAACAGCAGCUGGAGCAAAAAGUGGUAGCGAGUGAAGUGUUCAAGGAUAAAAAAGACAACUAUCCCCAAAGCGUUCCCAAGCUGUUUGUCAACACCCGGAUCGCUACAAGUGAGCUCAACAGCAAAGUGCUACAGCUUAUACAAAGUGAAGAUAUCAAGUACGCUGUCGCUGUGACAAAGUACGAUCGGAAUGGCUACAGGCCGAGAGCACGGCAGUUGUUGGUCACUCCAGACAGUGCCUUGAUCAUGGAAGAAGCUAAACUCAAACAGAAGAUUGACUAUGUCGACCUGAGUGGAAUAUCGGUCAGCUCCCUGAGUGAUGGGCUCUUUGUUCUCCAUGUCCCCUGUGAAGAUAACAAAAAAAAGGGUGAUGUUGUGUUGCGGAGUGACCAUGUGAUUGAGACAUUGACAAAACUGGCCAUGGCAGCUGAUAAAGCAAACAAUAUAAAUAUCAACCAGGGCAGCAUAAAGUUCACGAUCAAGCAUGGGAAAGAAGGCAUCAUCGAUUUCACAUCAGGAUCAGAACUGAUCAUUUCAAAAUCAAAGAAUGGACACCUGUCUGUGGUGGCUCCUCGACUGAACUCCAGAUGAUGCUGCCAGUGAGAUCCGAGUGACAGCCCAUUGUACAGACAGAUGGUUUGAAGGUGUGCGCCAGUAACUGGCAGCAUCUGUAAUGAAAAAAGGAGCUUGUACAUUUAUCGGUGAGGCAUUUGAGUAGCCCACCUUGGCCUCGUUUUUAUUACCUCCUUUACACUGCUUCCCUUGACUGCCAAAGCCUGUGCUUCCACAGCAGGAACUGAAGGAUCCGAGUUAUACUUUAAUCACGCAAAAAAAAAUUGGAAGAAUAUUUAUAUUAAAAAAAUGGCUGUCAUGAUCAGUGACCUGAGUGAGUUGUAUCACAUGACUGCCACAGUGCAUGUGUGAUACAUAAAGCAAUAGAAUAGAUAUUGUCCACAGAAAUUCCUUUGGUUCGAAACAGAAGCUUCUGUUCCCGUGAGCCCUCAGUAAGGAGAAGACCAUGCUGCGGAAUGCCUUCUUCAAGGUUAGAGGUUGCUGAAGAAAUGAACCAAGUGAUGAUUUUUUAAAAUACAAAUCCAUUGCCUGGGGAUUUUUCUUUGAGUUCUUCGAGCCAUGAAGUGUUGAUGAUUCUUGUCUUCACUGCCAUUGUUUAAAAAAAAAUCGAGUCCUUUGGCUGAAGCCAGUUUUGCAUUCGUUGCUGUAGAAACCUCUACAAAUUACAGCAAGUUUCCGUUUCACAAAUUCAUGCCCUGUAUUAGUGAAAUUGUUGGUGGGCGAUAACUGAUAUUGUUUUAUUUGUCACUUUCUAGACACAGUGCUGUUCAGGUCCAGCAAAAUAUAUUAAAGGGUUAAUUCAACAAUUAGAAAGCAGCUGAAGUCAAAACAGGACUCACCAGGUCAGAAGAUGUAACCUCCACCUGGUUUAUGGGCCAUAUUUGGUAAAUGAGUAUGUAACUCAGUACCAGUCAUACAGUUUCCAGUAAUUGCCAGCUCUUUGUACAGUGAGACCUCAGCAAAGGAUCAGCGUAGUGCUACAUAUCUUCAUUGCUUCUCCAAAGCAGAUUCUGUUGUUCCCUAUUUACUAUCUCAUCUUCGAAUAGUCCAUUCUCCAGGGGUGUUCUGUAACCAAUCCACCAGUGCCCCCUACGCCACCUCCAUGUUUGAAGCUGUAUUCAUUUUGAAGAAAUGAUUAAAAAUUGAAUAACAGAUGGACAUGUGAACGAGUCUCUCAGCAAGGUUUGGGAGAGGAUGGGAAAUGUACAGAGCACAUACAGUCAGUCUCAGGUAAGCAAUUAGAGAGACUUGUUUGAGGGUAUUCAUUAAUUCAGUCUUCCUUGUGAGUUGCUGAAGAGAUGUCAAAAUCAACCAAGUACUGAGACGUGAAGUUGUAUAGGAAGGCGUCUAAACUGAGGUGGGGCUUUGCAACUGGUUUCACUAUACAAAGCUGCCUGCUCCUGUGGUGGUUCUGGACAAACUACAAUCUCCCAACAUCCACUCAGCUCAGAGAAACACCUGUCAGCAUCAGAGGUUUAACAGAAAUCUUCACCUCAUCCCGUUGUGGAACAAGACGAGAAUUUUAAAAGGAAAUAUACUUCAAAAUUAAUAAAAAGGUUGUAAUAAGCUUUAUAUAGAUGGAUAUUAUGUGAAGCCAUCUCAUUUUCAAUAAAAAGUCUCAAAUUU